UUCAAAACGAGGUUGUCCUCUAGCACGGUUCUUCCGUCGGGAGAAACGACUACAUUUUCAAGAUCAUGAUGCUGUCGACACUCGCUUUGCGGACAGGUGCUUUCCGGUCCCUAGCCAAACCACAAGCAACACAGAGGGCAAUUGUUUUGGUGCAGAAUAGAUGUGCGUCCAGUGGAUUAACCGAGCAGAUAGAGAAAUGGGAUAGUGCCAACCAAAUUUUCUAUGGUCCUGAGCGCGACACUAAGAACUUCCCACACCCCGUGCAGCCAGAGACCAGUCCUCCUGUUCGUCUAGGCUUUAUCCCAGACGCAUGGUUCCAGUUUUUCUACAACAAAACUGGAGUGACUGGUCCUUAUCUUUUCGGCACUGGUUUGGUUCUCACUUUGCUGUCUAAGGAAAUCUGGGUGAUUGACCACAAUUUUUCUGAGGUUAUUGGCUUCUGGGGAGCCUUCAUUUUCCUCACCAAGAAAUUGGGACCUUUUAUGAAUAAACACUUAGACCAGUCUGUACAGGCGGUGAGAGAGGAUACUUAUGAAAGACCUCUAGCUGAAGGAAAGGUGGCCUUUGAAAACACAAUAAAGGAAGCAGAACUAGACAUCUGGAGAGAAGAUGGACAGAAAUAUAUAUUUGAAAGUAAAAAGGAGAACAUUGACCUUCAGCUAGAGGCCAUCUACAGGAAAAGGUUGCAGGAAGUGUAUCAGCAGGUGAAAAGGAGACUGGACUACCAGCUGGACAUCCAAAACACCAAGAGAAGGUUUGAGCAGGAGCACAUGGUGAACUGGAUAGUCAAUGGUGUAGUCAGCAGUAUCACCCCCCAGCAGGAGAAGGAGAGCAUCAGCAAGUGUAUAGCUGACCUGAAGACCUUAUCGGCAUCAUAAGGAAGCCAUUUUAGCUGAUUGUUAUGUGAAUUACUAAAUGGAGACCAGUACAGACUACACCACAAUCUGUUUGACAAAGUAGUGUGACCAGACCUUUCAAGAGGGACAUCAUUUAUCAGGACAAAACUGUCAUUAUAGCUCUUUAUGCCUCGCACUUGUGUGUUUAUGUAAAUUAACAGUAUGGAAUAAACCUGCUAUUCCCUUAGA
Messenger RNA from Liolophura sinensis, 1085 nucleotides. Its product is annotated as ATP synthase subunit b, mitochondrial-like. Gene Ontology annotation, molecular function: proton-transporting ATP synthase activity, rotational mechanism. The record is from RefSeq and is a predicted model, not a curated record. Bases 66 to 878 code for a protein of 270 amino acids. Gene Ontology annotation, biological process: proton motive force-driven ATP synthesis. The transcript is spliced from 8 exons. Lineage: Eukaryota; Metazoa; Mollusca; Polyplacophora; Chitonida; Chitonidae.